Molecule: messenger RNA, 429 nt
Organism: Somion occarium
Lineage: Eukaryota; Fungi; Basidiomycota; Agaricomycetes; Polyporales; Cerrenaceae
Source: the annotation of a GenBank genome assembly
AUGUCUUACACCAUCACUACCCGCAUCUACCAGACCAACCCCAACGCCUGGUUCACGACUGUAGAAAAGACGGUCUGGAACUACGCCAACGGCGGGACCUGGAGCGAAGUCGGCGAGAAACAAGUCCUCACCAUGGGCGGUAGCGGAACCUCCGGAAUUCUUCGUUUCAAUUCCGGCAGCGAGUACUUCAUCGUGGCACUCGGUGUGGACAACUCCAAGCGCUGGGUCGACGUCGCCACGGGCCUCACCUCGAGCCAGACCGCUACGGAUGCCCAUAAGGACUACUACACGGGUGGGACGACGCGUGCUGCAGUCAGGGAGAAGCAGUUGGACAAGUUUGAUGUGAAGAGCGCGACCGGGAGGCAGAUUCAGGUCAAGUAUACUGUUGCUGAGGGGAACAACCUCGCGGCAGAUAUCAUCAUUGGUUGA